Trichobilharzia regenti is the source of this 897-nucleotide messenger RNA. The record is from the annotation of a GenBank genome assembly. Lineage: Eukaryota; Metazoa; Platyhelminthes; Trematoda; Strigeidida; Schistosomatidae.
UUAUCCUUGAGGACGAUACCUAGUAGGUGAACAAUUAGUUCCUUCAUCGUGAAUUUUUUCUUAGGAAACCACGAGUUACAGACGGCAGCUUCCUCUACAACUUUUCUACUUGGAGGUUGUUGAAAUGCAGGCAACCUUCGACCAGUCAAAUAUUCAGAAAUUAAUCUGUUAAUCCAGGAAGUGUCUCUGUUGCAACAGUGCCCAACCAACUUUCACGACUUCCACACCAAAUUCAGCCUCGGAAAACUUAACACUAUUCAAGGGCGAUUGGAUGAUGAUAUAAAAGUUACCAUGAAUUCCGUGUCAGGUAAGUGUGCUUUUCUUGUGGCUUUUAUGUACACUUCAGAAACAAUGAAAGAAAUUAUUAAGCUUAUUUUUGACAUGAUAGAUUUAAUGAAACAAUUGGAGUCAUUCAAGGAGAAGAAAUCUGCAUUUACGGAUGCAGUGCAUAUGAAUUUUCCGACUGAUGCUGAGGCUAACUUAAUUCUAUUCGGUCAGUCUUCUAAAAAAAUCCAAAAGAAGAGAGAGUUUCGUAAACAACUCUUGAAUCUCUUACAAUUUGUAGACUGCAAAUUUAGCCAAUUUUAUCUCAUUAUGACUCUAGAAAAACAAUGAGAAACCUACCUGAUUGCCUAAUUCAUGGGCCCAAUUUACAUUACAUAGCACGAUCAAGAAACCAAGAUUAAAAUAUUCCACUUUUUACCAACUUAGUAAAAGUAGGCACUGAAAAGAUUAUCUGACGUUUAGACUCUGUGAUGUCAAAUUUCGGUAGAGAAUUCAAUGAUGAGAAUGAUUUCAAGAAAACUGUAGAUGUAUCAACGCAAAACGAUUUGCAUGACUUGGGAGAUAAAUUAAAAAAGUGUCAGAGAACAAAGGAUAUCAGCAGUGACAAUGACA